Messenger RNA from Solea senegalensis (Senegalese sole), 2544 nucleotides. It is a transcript of the gene dmtf1, whose product is annotated as cyclin D binding myb-like transcription factor 1. Gene Ontology annotation, biological process: regulation of transcription by RNA polymerase II. Gene Ontology annotation, cellular component: nucleus. Gene Ontology annotation, molecular function: RNA polymerase II cis-regulatory region sequence-specific DNA binding; DNA-binding transcription factor activity, RNA polymerase II-specific. The record is from RefSeq and is a predicted model, not a curated record. The transcript has 17 exons. NCBI's taxonomy places the organism in Eukaryota, Metazoa, Chordata, Actinopteri, Pleuronectiformes, Soleidae. The coding region runs from base 214 to 2166 and encodes 650 amino acids.
AAAUUUCAGUUUCUGUUCGGUGGUGGCAGUGGAGGAAGCUCAGAGCGGGGAGAAAUUAGCGCAAAAAUGAGAAAAUAAAGCUACAGAAGAGCGUAAAAAAGCUCCCACACAGACGCCACAAGCUUCAGCUUGUCCACUGACGAACAUGGCGCCCGCGGACACUUUUCUCUCAUUUAGCAGCAGUAGCUCGCUGGAUGCUAACGCAGGUGCAGGAUGAGUUCAGGUGCAGACGAGGACGAGGAGACCGCAGCGUUAGAAACGGUCAAGUCUGUCACGCUCACGCAGGACAGUGAUGGAAGCAUCAUCCUGCACUGUCCUCACAAUGAUGAAGACUCGGAGCCUCUUGAGAAGAAGCUCCGCCUCUCUACGGACGAACAGGACGACUCGGACACACCUCAGUUCUCUGUGGUCACUUUACCCAUGUCAGAGAACGACGAAGGCUUCGAGGUGACGAUGACGGCGACAGCAGGGGGCGAUCUCUCCGAAGAGGGCGUGGCCCAGAUACAGAUUCUGCAGGAGGACGAGGACUCACUGUCGCCCAGUCAGAAGACAGAGGUGUCCCCUGUCAGUCAGGCCUGGUUCACCACCAAAGAAGACAAAGACACGCUGGCUAAUAAAGGUCAUAAGUGGAAGCAGGGAAUGUGGUCUAAAGAGGAGAUCGAUGUUCUGAUGAGCAACAUCGACCGAUACGUCAAGGAGCGAGGCAUCGAGGAUCCGGCUGAAAUAAUCUUUGAAAUGUCCAAAGAGGAGAGAAAGGACUUUUAUCGCUCGGUGGCGUUGGGUUUAAACCGGCCGCUGUUCGCCGUGUACAGACGCGUCCUGAGAAUGUACGACAACCGCAACCAUGUCGGCAAGUACACGCCUGAGGAAAUAGAGAAGCUGAAAUCGUUGCGACAGAAACACGGGAACGACUGGGCGACGAUCGGAGCGGCUCUGGGUCGCAGCGCGUCUUCUGUUAAAGACCGAUGUCGACUCAUGAAGGACACCUGCAACACAGGUAAAUGGAGUGAGGAGGAGGAGCGACGUCUGGCCGAGGUUGUGUACGAGAUGGCGGGCGUGACUCCGGGGUCGGCCGUCACGGGAGGCGUGUCCUGGGCGUCGGUCGCCGACCAGGUGCGCACACGCUCAGAGAAGCAGUGCCGCUCAAAAUGGCUGAACUACCUGAACUGGAAACAGAGCGGCGGAACGGAGUGGACGAAGGAGGACGACCUGAACCUCGUACGCAGGAUUUCCGAGCUGGAGGUGGAGGACGAGAACGAGAUCAGGUGGGAAGAUCUGGCCGGAGGGUGGAGCAGCGUCCGCUCGCCGCAGUGGCUGCGAUCCAAGUGGUGGAGCAUCAAGAGACAAGUGGCCAAUCACAAGGACAUCCCCUUUAUUGUUCUGCUGAAAGGCCUCCAGGAGGUGAUGGUGUCCCAGCAGACAGGAUCUGGACCGGGAAGCCCCUCCUCUUCCUCCUCGCUCCAGAUCCGCCUCACCCGAUUGGAGGAUAGCAGCGGCAGUAGCCCCGCCCCCAGCUCUGUGGCGGCGCUGCAGAUCCCCGUCCAGAUCCCUCUGCAGAUCACACACCUGGCCUCAGACUCUUCAGCAGCAUCAGUCAGUGACAGUGAGACUAUCACUCUGAACACAGGAGCUCUACAGACAUUUGAGAUCCUCCCUUCCUUCCACCUCCAGCCCACCGGCACCCCGGGAACCUACUACCUCCAGACGACGUCCAAUCAGGGCCUUCCGCUCAGUUUGUCCGGGAACAGCACGGUAACCUUGACGACGGGCUCCUCGCCGUCGCCACACGAACACAUCAUCCUUCACAGCCUGUCGACGGACGGCUUCUGCUCCAGCGACGGCGUCAUCAUCCAGACAGUCAGCUCCGACUCCGCCUCCUCUGACCCCCUCGGCCAGUCGCAGCUGGUCGUAGAGGCGGAGGGGCGGGGCCAGGAAGACCACCUGGAUGCCACAAGUCUCCUGGAGAGUUCAGAGACCAUUGUCACGGAAACGCAGGAGCCAAUAACGGAUGGAUUCACUGACAAGGAGAUGAGCGCCCCCUCUGACGAGAGUCCAGUGGUGCAUUCUGGAAUAACAUCUGGUGGCACUGUGUUGAUUGUGUCUCCUCCCAACAUCAGCAGCACACUGACAGAUCCAAUCCUGGAGAACCAGGAAGUCUCCGACUGAGCUGGACCUUCAUCAUCAUGGCAGGUAACAAUUUAAUGGACUUAAGGAAGAGGUGGAGCCUGGUGACUGUCAUCAGUCUGUGAGUUGAGUCCAGACUCAAACCUCUUUUUUUGACUGAAUCAGUGAGGCUUCAGGUGUUUGAGGUUUCAAAAUAAAAGCCCUGGAUGAAAUGUGAACGCAGCCACUCGCUGCUGCAGACGUUCGCUCUCAUGGCGUCAGAGACUUUAACGACUGUGAUGGACGUAAAUGUGGGCGUGUCCGUCGUGUCUGAGCUGACGGAACCUUUUUUUAAAAAAAAAAAACAAAACACAGAGGGAAGAUUGUGCAGCUCGUUGAAUCACGAUUAAAUAAAUCAUGUCCGCUGCGACACAUUUUUAA